Molecule: messenger RNA, 558 nt
Organism: Mizuhopecten yessoensis (Yesso scallop)
Lineage: Eukaryota; Metazoa; Mollusca; Bivalvia; Pectinida; Pectinidae
Product: homeobox protein 3-like
Exons: 1
Coding region: 1-558 (185 amino acids)
Source: RefSeq, a predicted model, not a curated record
AUGUACAAAGGGUACAACCUGAAUAUGUACAAAGGGAACAACCUGAACAUGCACAUGGGGAACAAUCUGAACAUACACAUGGGGAACAUCCUGAAAAUGUACAUUGGGAACAACCUGAACAUCCAGAUGGAGAACAACCUGAACAUGUACAUGGGGAACAACCUGAACAUGUACAAAGGGAACAACCUGAACCUACAUAUGUGGAACAACCUGAACAUGUACAAGAGGAACAACCUGAACAUACACACGGGUAACAACCUGAACAUGUACAAGAGGAACAACCUGAACAUACAUAUGGGGAACAACCUGAUCAUGUACAAAGGGAAUAACCUGAACAUGCACAUGGAGAACAACCUGAACAUACUAAUGGGGAACAACCUGAACAUGUACAAAGGGAACAACCUGAACAUGUACGAAGGGAACAAACUGAACAUGCACAUGGGGACCAACCUGAACAUACACAUGGGGAAAAACCUGAACAUACACAUGGAGAACAACCUGAACAUGUACAAGGGGAACAACCUGAACAUGUACAUUGGGAACAGCCUCAACAUGUAG